Molecule: messenger RNA, 1258 nt
Organism: Exserohilum turcica Et28A
Lineage: Eukaryota; Fungi; Ascomycota; Dothideomycetes; Pleosporales; Pleosporaceae
Exons: 5
Coding region: 1-1197 (398 amino acids)
Biological process (GO): fatty acid beta-oxidation; ergosterol biosynthetic process
Molecular function (GO): acetyl-CoA C-acetyltransferase activity
Source: RefSeq, a predicted model, not a curated record
AUGUCGUCGCUCCCGCCCGUUUACAUUGUCUCAGCCGCCCGCACGCCCACGGGCAUGUUCUUGGGCUCCCUCUCGAGCCUGAGCGCUGUCCAGCUGGGCUCGCAUGCCAUCAAGGCUGCUGUUGAGCGUGCCGGCAUAAAAUCCACCGACGUUGAGGAGGUCUUCGUCGGCAAUGUCCUAUCUGCAAACCUUGGCCAGAACCCCGCCCGCCAGUGUGCCAUUGGCGCUGGCCUCCCAGAAUCUACCGUAGCCACCACCAUCAACAAGGUGUGCGCCUCGUCUAUCAAGGCGCUCAUUGUCGGCGCCCAGACAAUCAUCACCGGCAAUGCCCAAAUCGUCGUCGCCGCCGGCACCGAGAGCAUGUCCAACACGCCCCACUACCUCCCUAACAUGCGCAAUGGCGCAAAGUUCGGAGACCAGUCGCUGGUUGAUGGUGUGCUCAAGGACGGCCUGACAGACGCAUACAAGAAGGAGCACAUGGGGCUCCAGGGAGAGGAGUGCGCUGGCGACCACGGCUUCACGCGUGAGGACCAGGACGAGUACUGCAUCCGCUCGUACAAGAAGGCCAAUGCCGCCCAGGAGGCUGGCUGGUUCAAGGAGGAGAUUGCCCCCAUUGAGGUGGCCCAAGGGCGCGGCAAGCCUCCAGUCGUUGUCGACGCUGACGACGAGCCCAAGAACUUCAACGAAUCCAAGACGCGUACGCUGAGGCCCGUGUUCAAGCCCAAGGACGGAACCGUGACUGCUGCCAACGCGUCACCACUCUCUGAUGGGGCUGCUGCCCUUGUCCUCGCUUCGGAAGAGGCUGUCAAGAAGCACGGCCUCAAGCCGAUUGCGAAGAUUCUCGGAUGGGGUGACGCUGAGCAGAACCCCUCCAAGUUCACCACGGCCCCCGCCCUCGCCAUGCCCAAGGCGCUGAAGCACGCCAACGUGGAGCUGUCGGCUGUCGACGCUUUUGAGAUCAACGAGGCGUUUAGUGUUGUUGCCCUGGCCAACAUGAAGAUCCUGGGCAUUUCGGAAGACAAGGUCAACCUCCACGGCGGUGCCGUUGCGCUGGGCCACGCGCUCGGAGCGUCGGGGGCCAGGAUCACAACGACCCUGCUCGGUGUGCUCAAGGAGAAGAAGGGCAAGAUUGGCUGCGCCGGCAUCUGCAAUGGCGGCGGUGGUGCCUCUGCCAUUGUUGUCGAGUCGCUGCAGUAGAUGUGUUGUGUCCGUAGCCACGACGCCUCAUGUUCAAACGAAAUAAAUCUUAAUUAUACCC